AUGGCUGCCAACGAUAAGAAAGAAAUCACAGUUACUGUCACCGCCGUAAAGUCUCGAUCAUCUAUUGAUUCCGUCGCGCCCUCCCUCAAAACUCCCCGAGUCGCCCGCUUCGCCGAGGCAACUGCUGUGCACUCGCCUAUCGAGCCGAAGAAGUCGCCCUUCGCAGACCUUCCGACAAACCACUACACGCCUCAGCCGCAACCAGCGGACGUUGGAUUUGGCUAUCUGUCGGCCAACGCCGCCUCAAGGCACGCAUCUUAUCAGAGUCACGGAGUCGAAAUGGAGGAGACGGACAGGAGAUACCUCCCUCCGCCGACUCCAAUGUCGCCGCUGAAGAGUGCAAUGAAGUCGCCGGGUACGCCAGGGAGGAAGUUCGACGCACUACGAAGUCCGACAUUCCGGGAGGAGCAGAUACUGGAGAAGCACGAGGAGUCCACGGAGAAAGAACAAGCACAAGAUCUUAAAAUCAAGUUCCGUGUACGGAUAGCAAAGGUCUUCCUCCGCGGGAUCAAUUUCGCCUGCUCGCUCAUCAUCCUGUCCAUGCUUGCAACGGUCUUCGCCAUCUUCAACGCAACACGACACCUUGCGCCACGAAAUAACUCGCUUCCAUGGGCGUCAAAUACACCGACCUGGCCACAGAUCACUCUCCUCACGAUUGCGUGCAUAUCACUCUUCAUGUCCAUCGUCGUGCUCGCAGCGUAUUGGCGCGGCGGACACGGGCGCGCCGAAAAGGUGGCGGUAUACUACACCGUCUUCGCCGUUGCUUUCUUCGUUUUCAGCAUCGUCAUGUGGGGCGUUGGCGCCGCCAUCCUGAACCAGAGCAAAGCAAACGGUAACGGCCAGGAUCUGUGGGGCUGGUCAUGCAAGGACAACAGGCGGCGUCAGCUCUUCAAGGACGACGUCUCCUACGAUCUAGUGUGCCGUCUUCAGGACUGGGCCCUCGUCUGCUGCAUAAUCGAAAUCGUCGUCGAAACCAUAACAAUCCUGAUCUACGGCAUCGUCUUCUACCGCUACUACUCCAAGCGCCGCCUACGCAAGUCCAUGGCGGUCCGCGACCGCGCCCGCAGCGACCUCUACCUCGCCCAACUGCGCUCGCAAUCCGCGCCCAACACCCCCGGCUUCGGUCCCCUCUCUCCGCGCGACGGCGGCUGGCGUCCCCCACCCGGCCAUAAAGACCCCAUCAUCGCCGCCGAAGAGGGCGACAGCACCGAGAACGUUCAAUAUCCCCGUGGCUUCGCGCAGCCCAAGCCGUUCAACCUCAUGCCGCCGCCGAUCAAGAUCCAGGGCGCCACGCCGAAGGUUACGCAGGGAGGCUUUGGGGAUGCGGUUGCGCCGGCGAGUCCGACGGUCCCGACGAGCCCCAGGUUUGAGAUUGUGCAGGAUCAUGUCCCUGCGGCGCCGGGCGAGCAGACUUAUGCUGCUGUGCCGAUUCCGGGCGCGUAUGCUAGUCCGCUCAACUCGCCGGGACUGCCGCCGGCCAAUAUGGCGAUGAGUGGGUUUGACUUUGGGCCGAGUGUGAAUGCGGAGCAGCGGCCGUCGCAGCAAUAG
Molecule: messenger RNA, 1548 nt
Organism: Coniosporium apollinis CBS 100218
Lineage: Eukaryota; Fungi; Ascomycota; Dothideomycetes
Exons: 3
Coding region: 1-1548 (515 amino acids)
Source: RefSeq, a predicted model, not a curated record